ACACUUGGGUGCUGCUCUGGGCCUGUAUGCCUGGGCCCUCUUGCUGGGAUGGUCCGGGUAGACAGAAGUAGCCAAAGAUGGGACCCGGAUGCCAGGCUGGGUUGGCUGAGAUACCAGACCCAAUGCGUGAUGGGUGUGAACCUUCACCGUACAGCUGCUCCCACCUUUCUGAGUUCCUGGGAGCCUCCACAGUGAAGUAUGAGGAGCAGGUGGUCUGGCCACUAGACCACUAGACCUGAAGGCAGUCUAUAAAACAAGCUAUGGCCAGAUGGGUCAGGCCAAUUCCCUCUGGUGGGGUGGGUGCUUCCUGCCCAGGGUUGUAGGAUAUCAGCUUGACUGCAGAGUGAAUUGGGUGCCCACAGCAGGUGAAGCUAAACAGGCACUAGAGAGUUGGAGCCGGUGGUGGCCGAGGCCACUGGUUCCUCUUCCAGGGCAGCAUCCCGGGGACUCGGGCACUUCUGCUGUCUGUGGGUGUCCGUGCUGAAGCAGCAGUCAGAUGGCGGAAGCUGGCAAACGCACGCCCCCCUGACCCCAUCCCCUGGGCUUUUCACCAUCCAGUUGAGUGUUUCCCAGAGGCACGGAGCUGUUGUUUAGGGUUUGUUGGGAUACAGUUUCUGCCCCUGUCCUCUCCCUGUGUGGUAGAUGGAACCCCACACACACAAGUCCCGCCAUAGCCUCUCCAUCUUUACCUGGGGUUGACACUUGGGUGUCUUUGGCAGAAUAGAAGCAGAGCAGAGUUCAGGUGUAGGCUAGGUUUUCAGAUCUCUCUCAGCCCCAACAGCUCUGGGCUCCUGAUGUGGGGAACCUGCCCCCCAAGCCAAGAGCCACUGCCUUCCUCUGUGGGUCUGGAGGGUGGGGGAGAAGUUGGUCUGCCUGCUUCCUACCCUACUAGGCUUCUGCACAGAGACUAGUGUCAUCCUCACCACCAUUCUUAAAAUUCCUUUUGAUUUAUCCAUUUUAGAUGAACAAAUCAGGUUCAGAGAAGUUAAAUAAGUUGCUAACCAGGGGCAGAGCUGACAUUCGAAUCCAGGUCCACCUCGCUUGAAGGUUUGGUUCUUUCCAGUUUACCAGCCAUGGGGGAUUGGAGGGACCCCAGACUCGACUUAACCUGGCUUCAUCAUAAGAAUUUCAGCAGUUUCACCUGUUUUUCCGUGAAGUAACACCAACUAAAUUUCAACCAACAGCAGCGUGCCUUUGUGCUCUUGCUGCUUUUCUUCUCUGAUAGAAGAUUCAGGAAAGUCAGUGCUCAUGAAAAACUGUUAUUCCUUUGGGGGAGUGUGGAAAUUAUUCCGAGAGAGCGCAAAGGAAGGAAGUGCUUAAUUCAGUGCCAACCGUGUAGCUUUAGGUGUAAUCGGAGUUGGGAGGUGGCUUGGGUCAGGAACCUUCCUGACCCUCACCCAGGUGACCAGCUAGUCUGCCUUUGCCUAAGACCCCCCUGCAUACUUUCCUACUAUUAAAAAUAAAGCAAAAAGCCUGAAAAGUAGAAUUUAAAAUGCAGAGAUUUCAGGAAGGGUAGUGGGGCAGAGUCCUGGGUCCUGAACCUCUAAGAAUGGGGGUGGGUGUAUACUCUAGAAGCUGGGUAAGUAAGGGUGGGGGGAGAGCUGCGGCCAAAGCUGAGAGCCCAAGGGCAGCCUCCGUUUGCAGGAGUGAUCUGGACUUGACACACUGGUUUUCCCUUCAGCAGUGCCCACAGCCCACAUUCCUCCAGGCCUCUGACCCUCCCUUGCACACGGCACUUUGGGUGUGCUCUGCCUGUGAGAGCGGAGGGUGGUGCAUGAUGCUGCUGCAGUUUGCGGGCAAGACUCAAGUCUUCCUUCCCUUUUUACUUUUGUAGAGUUGACUUCUAGUCCUGAGCAGACAUGGGGUACAGGAUAUGGACACUUCAGCUCAGUUUUGUGACCCAAAGUGCCUGGGGCUGUGAUGGCCUGUUUGCUGUCUUUAGAAUACACUUGUGAUUUUAGAUUCAACCUGUGGUUUGCUGGAUCUUUGGUAUGGAGGACACCGGCCAGCCACUGUCCUUCAUGGCAGCUGGCUGUUGGCUAAUCAGGCUAGGGACGAUCAGACUGGUCUUCUUCAGUGUGAGCUAGCUUGACACAGUCUAGGUGAGCAGUAAUGUGUCCUGGGGAGUCCCUCCUAAGAACCUUCUCUCAAGGGGGCCCAGACCAUGUAUGCCUGGGAGGACAAGGCUUCCCAAAGAGAAGGGUGGUGCUGAGAGAACCCAGGCACCCUUGUCUCUUUGCAGUGGUAGGAAGUUUCUGGUUGAGCUAGUGUGUAAGGACAGGACAGCAGGAGCAUUGGCAGAGCUGGAAUGGGAGCCACACCUCCUGCUUUCCCAGGAUUUUCUUCCCCCCUUUGAGCUGGGCCACCCCUGCAGGUUAGAGGGGCCUGGCAGGCUGGGAGCCCCCUCCACCCAGCCCCACCCCAGGGAAAAGCUGCAGCCGAAGUUCUCACAAGUCUGGCUUCAAAGCAUGACUCAUUCUCUCACUCUCCUCAGACUGGAGGGCAGCGAGGGAGGCAGCAGAGACCCCAGCCUCUCCUCAGAACAGUGAGUGACAUUGCUGCCUUAGGCACCACACGAAAGCUAGGAGUUCUUUUGCUGGUGAUGAGGGAUUUGGUGGAUUCAAGGGAAGCUAGCAGUAGGCUCUUAUGCUUGAUUUGGAAAUGUGACUUGCAUCCUGUGAUUUAGAGGCUUCCUGGGAUCAGGGGACAGUGGGUACAAUACUACAGGGAAUGCAACCCCAAGUUCUGGGGCCAGUCUCCCUACAGUGGAAGGCUCCCUCCGAACCUUCACCUGCUGGGACCUUUUGCGUGUUGAGAAGGGAGGCAAGUAUCCCAGAGUCCACUCUUGCAGCUGGUCCACCAGCAAACUGGGGGCGGAUGGGGGGAAUAAGGGACAGGCCAGUCACCUCUCAGCUAAGAGCUCUUUUGUUUGCCAGGCUUGAAAGCACCUCCCUGAGCACCCUCUCUUUUCCAUCUGGCCCUGUACUUGCUUUGUACUUGGUGUCCAUGUCCUUAAAGGCCACAAGCCCAGGUGACCUCAGCCUUGGCCCCCAGCCAUUCCCAGGCCGGACUCCUCUGGUAACUUGGGGCCUGUUGAGGGGCUUCGGUUCUUGCUCAGCUAUGCGGUCUGUUCACAAAUCCUGUCUCCAGGCCCUUUGGGGGUGGGGAAGGGCUGGGCCUAGGCUUUCAUAGGAAAUACAGAUGUGCUUCUUGUUGCUGCGCCUCCUCCAGCACAGGGGUGCCCUGCAUUUGAGAAAAGGGCCUGUGGAUCUUAAGCAAUUGGGAUGCUUUUGAGAGUAAAAGGAGGCAUUGCUAAUAAGCCUGCUGAGCAAACAGGGAUGGGUGGUCACCCUGAUUAGAAGCAGGAAAAAAUCUUAGGCAGCCUAGCAGAUGCCUGGGAUUUUUUAAGGAGCUCUCCUGUCUGUGCUUCAGGAAGGAAUGGAUUUGUCUCCUGUGACUCUGCCUUGUCCUGGCCUGGUCUCUGGGCAGUGGCAGGUCCCCGCACGUGGCCAGAGCAAUGCCUGGCACAGUGCCUCCCUUUUCCAGUUUUCCGAGUCCUUUCUUGAGGGCGAGGGACACCCAUGGUGCCCUCAGCCUCAUUUUCUGAGCACUCUUUCUCAACUAGUGCAGUAUGUGUCAGGAGAAAAGGUACCCAGUGACCCCAGCCGCUGGCCCAAGGCCAAAGGAGCUAGCUGGGAAGGGCUCAGGAAUUCCUGGGAGCUGUCAGGCUUGGGACUUUCAGGGUUAAAUCCUGGCCCAGCAGGGACUGCUCCCAGCUUCUGGGGAGAGUGAGUAUGAAUAACAAUAGCAGUGGGGAAAUUAAGCUGGAAAGCCUGGGCUUGCUGGGUGGGGAGGGGGUUGCAGGGUGCCAGAGAGGGCAGAGCCUUGUCUGACACCUUAUUUGGCAGCACCUUGCUUUGCUUUGGGGAGUAGGUAAGGAGUGAACAGCACACUAGUCUCUGACCACUGACUCUGACACCCCCACCCGCCAGUUCUCCAUUGCCUUGGCCAUGCCAGCUUCCAGGAUACAGCCCAGCUCUGGCCUCUCAUUCAGGAGGGGGCCCAGGCUGCCCCAGAUCGAAAGUACUCCAUGACACACACGCGGAGGAAGUCCCUUCCCAUGCUGAGUUCGGGCCCCACUGGCCGCCGGGAGCCCCUGCAGAUGGAAGGCAGCAGUAUGGAGCAGGGGGCGGAGAGUGUGGAAGCAGGCAUGCCUGAGAGCCCAGGGCACCUCACAGGGCGCCGCAAGAACUACCCACUUCGUAAGCGCCCAUUAGUUCCUGAGAAGCCUAAGGCCUGCAAAGUGCUGUUGACCCGCCUGGAGAAUGUGGCUGGUCCGCGGAGUGCAGAUGAGGCUGAUGAGCUGCCCCCUGACCUGCCCAAGCCCCCCAGCCCAGCCCCAUCCAGUGAGGACACUGCCCUUGCCCAGCCCCGCAAGAGGCGCCUGGCCUCCCUCAAUGCAGAGGCCCUCAAUAACCUGCUGCUGGAGCGGGAGGAUGCCAGCAGCCUGGCCGGCACUCGUCGCAGUCGAGGGGGAGACCCUCACCGCAGUCGGGACCGUGACCGGGCCAGUGGGGGCUGGUCCUCUUCCAAGAAGCGGCCCCGGCUAGAGGACCUCGGAGGGGGAAGUCGGGACCUGUCCCCAGAGCCAGCACCUGAGGAGGGUGCUCGUCGAGAUGGUGACCCAGCUCCCAAGAGAUUGGCCAGCCUGAAUGCAGCUGCCUUCCUAAAGCUGAGCCAGGAGCGGGAGCUACCCUUGAGGCCACCUCGUGCCCACCCAGAAGCAGAUGGGCGCUCCACAGAGCCACCAGCACUGAGGGUUCCGAGGCCAAAGUGGGCUAAAGUCAAUGGCAAGAACUAUCCCAAGGCCCGUCAGGGGCUUGGCUCUGGGGAGGCCGUAGGUCCACCCGGCUGGCAAAAGCACCCCGAGGAGCCAUGGCCAUCUGCCACCCCUCGUGGGCCAGCCAGCCAGCCACCUUACCAGCCCCUGAGCAAGGCUCUGGAGAGCCCCUUGGGGCUGCGCCCCCACCUGCCCCUGCUGAUGGGUGGGCAGGCAGCCUUGAAGCCGGAGCCUGGGCGCCCAGGCGAGGAGUCACCUGCCCCCAAGCAGGAACUGCACCAGCCUUCUUUCCCUGCACCCCAGCUGUCCCCCCUGCCGAUGCCUGGCAACCCUGCCCACUACAGUGGCCUGUGUGGUAGGCCUGAGCUCCCUGCACUAGGCAGCUUCUACCUGUACUGCAGCCAAGAUGGGCUGCAGUGUGGAGGCUACUCCCCCUGCCCCAUGCUUCCUGAGGGCAAGUUGUCCCCAGUGGCUGCACCUAACGAGGGGCUCCUCUUGGCACCGAGCUCAGUGCCCGCGGGCACCCCUUUCCAACACCCUCCCUGGGGCUCUCGCUACUGCUUUAGCGAGGACACUGGAGUGAAUGGCUACAGCAUCUGUGAAAUGUUGCCCCCGUCUCUUACCCAUAUUGGCACCACCUGUGGCGGCUGCCCCUACAAAAUGCCUUUUGCAGCAGGCUGCAGGUCCCUAGGCCAGCUGGAAUUUCCUCUCCCGGAAGCCGGCCACCCUGCCUCACCUGCCCACCCCCUCCUGGGAUGCCCUGUGCCCAGUGUGCCACCUGCAGCGGAGCCCGUCCCCCAUCUUCAGACACCCACCUCGGAGCCCCAGACGGUAGCCCGUGCGUGCCCUCAGAGCGCCAAGCCUCCUAGCGGCUCCAAGUCAGGUCUGCGCACGGGCUCCAGCUGUAGGCACACUGCGAGAAGCAAGGCUGCCUGCAGGCCCAGCCACCCCAAGCAACCGCGUGUCCAGCGCCCACGCCCACGCCGCCGCCGCCGCCGCCGCACUAACGGCUGGGUUCCCGUUGGGGCUGCCUGUGAGAAGGCGGUCUAUGUCUUGGAUGAACCAGAACCAGCCAUCCGAAAGAGCUACCAGGCAGUGGAGCGGCACGGAGAGACCAUCCGGGUCCGGGACACUGUCCUCCUCAAGUCAGGCCCACGAAAGACAUCCACACCUUAUGUGGCCAAGAUCUCUGCCCUCUGGGAGAACCCUGAAUCAGGAGAGCUGAUGAUGAGCCUCUUGUGGUAUUACAGACCAGAGCACUUACAGGGAGGCCGCAGUCCCAGCAUGCACGAGCCUUUGCAGAAUGAAGUCUUUGCAUCGAGACAUCAGGACCAGAACAGUGUGGCCUGCAUCGAGGAGAAGUGCUACGUGCUGACCUUUGCUGAGUACUGCAGAUUCUGUGCCAUGGCCAAGCGUCGAGGUGAGGGCCUCCCCAGCCGAAAGACAGCACUGGUGCCCCCCUCUGCGGACUACUCCACCCCGCCACACCGCACAGUGCCCGAGGACACGGACCCUGAGCUGGUGUUUCUUUGCCGCCAUGUCUAUGACUUCCGCCAUGGCCGCAUCCUCAAGAACCCUCAGUAGCCUCCUCAGGCUCACACUGAGGCUGCCCACGGGCAAGUGGGGCUCGGGGCAGGGGGUACUGCUUGAAGCACAGCACUUGGUUAAGGGGCCAUAGGGACCUGAAGUUGCUGGCCUGUGGUUCUCUUGGGGGGGAGGGCAGGGAUCCCUAUGGGUACUGGGCCCUUGGGAGGGAAGGGGAGGCCAGGGUAUAGGGAAAGCAUCACAGCCCUCAGCUUGGCCCAGGGUGCCUCUCUAUGGUUGCCUGGGUGGAGACUUGAAGAAGCAGUCUUCCCUGAGACUGGGCCAAGCCUGAGGGGCAUGGGGCCCUGGGGGAGGGGAGAGUCUUUCAGGAACAAGGCCCACUAGGCUCUUUAGCCUCCCCUGGGCCCUUCAAGAGGGAGUGGGAGCCAGCUUUACCUCACCCACUGUGACCCGCUGCUUCCCCAUCAGCCUGGGACCAGGCUCUCCCAGAUUUUAGCACAGCUAGUUCCUUCCUUUGAGGCAUAGAGAGCCAGAGUCUGGCUUCCAGAGCAUGGACUUGCUUUUUCUAGACUCGGGGCCUUUCCCUGGCUUCCUCCUUUGCCCCUGCAGUAGCCCCUGGUGCUGGGACAAGUUACCCAGUGCACAUAGUCAUGGGUGUGGCCCACUUGUGGGAGUCAGCUUCCUGUCUGCCUCCUGGUGAGGGCCACCCAGCAGGUCUGGCUUCCCAGAAGCUAACUGGUCAACAUGAGGUUUAUCAUGUCUGGGAGGGCAGAAGGGAGCUGGGAGGGGGUGGGGGGCAGGGGGCAAGGAAAAUUGCUACCUGAUUUAUUGAAGACUUUUCCUCUUGCCUUACACUUGGAGGUUCUAGGAAACCUCUUGCAGAACUUCAUACAUGACUCUUCAAGCCACACCCACCUGAAAUCAAACCAAAGGAGUGCUGUGGCUCCCCUUGCCCUGCCACCCCUUACCCUAGUCUUUUGUAGAUUGCACUAAUUUACAUCCCUGCGAGAAUCAACACUGUAUCAGUCCACAGACCUGCUGAGCUGCAGCCACUCACUCUAGGAGCUAAGGACCUGCAUUUUCAGUUUGUUCCUGUUGCCCAGGGGCCCCGUUCUCACCUCAUGCUGCUCCCCAGAGUAGAUUAGAGGCUGAGCCCCCUCUUGUCCUAGUCAGGACUAGGCCCUGGCCCUGGGGCUGUCUGUGAGGGGGCUGAAGCAGCCUGGUUCUUUCCUGUUUGUACCAAAGAGGAGCAUGGUGGGGAGGGGAGGGGAGGGGAGCACAGUGUGGCUUGGGCCCUUCUUAUGAGCACUUACACAGGGCACACCCCUGGGGGUAGGAGCCAAGGAGGGCAGCACUCCCUCUUCUCCCCUAGGAAGGGGCAGGCACAGACCCGGCAUGUAAGGAGGUGACACUGGGUGAGGACAGUCAAGCUGGGUCUAGAGAGGGAGGUAGAAGCAAAUCCUGUGGGCGCUCCCAGCCUUGUGCUAUAGGCUGCUCCCAGUUGGUCCCUGGGCUUAGGGGGGCCCUGGAGGCUUCAGAGGUGAAUUUCCAUACAGAAAGCCCAAUCCCAAACCUGAAGGGAAGGGGCUAGGGUGCCCUUGUACUGAAUAAGCUGUCAGGAGGAAGGUGUGGGGCAGUAAGAGAGGUUGGCAGAGUGGCCAUGGGGCCUUUGGAGAGCCAGCCUUGGAGCCUGCUCAUUCCCAGGGUGCUUAGCCCUUGCUGCUGAGGAGCCCAGCCUCACCUAGCAGGAAAGGAGAUCAAGGCCCCUCCUCCCAGGAGGCAGGGUCUGCUGCCCAGAACUUAAAUGCUUUUGAAAUCUCUUAGAUGUCGAAAUAUUUUUUCGAACCUGAAAAUGCAGCUGGUAGAAUUUCAAUGGAAGCAUAAUUCAUGUAAAAUAUAUUUUAGUUGAUAUUUUGUAAAAUGCACUUUUUGUGUGUGUCGACCCUGGUUUCUCAGAUCUGUAUUUCAGUGUUUACAAGGGAGGGAGGACCUUUCCUCACCUCCCUUUUGACAGAGAUUAGAAGUACUUCUUUAAGAAAAAAAUAAAUUUGAAAAAUUGUAUUGAUUUAGAAAAGGA
Molecule: messenger RNA, 8462 nt
Organism: Lynx canadensis (Canada lynx)
Lineage: Eukaryota; Metazoa; Chordata; Mammalia; Carnivora; Felidae
Gene: BAHD1
Product: bromo adjacent homology domain containing 1
Exons: 7
Coding region: 4091-6424 (777 amino acids)
Molecular function (GO): chromatin binding
Source: RefSeq, a predicted model, not a curated record